AUGUAUGCCGGCGUCGAGGAAGAAGAGGGUGGAGGACUGGAGGGCAUGCCCUCCAAGAACCUGAUGGUUGAGUGCCGGCGUCGUAAGCGCCUCAACAACCGUGAACCGUCUCUCCAGGCUACCUCCGUCGUGCCCAGGAUCAUCAAGAGCGUCGAUCCUGGAGACGCGAUCGACUACAUGAAAGAGCUGCUGGAGAGGAUGUGGCGACUGCAGGAGGAGAGGAGGACGCGCAUCCGCAGCCAGCGUGUUCCAGGAGCUGAACCCGACGAGAUAUAUAUGGCCAGGAACAUCCCCGAGAUGAGUAAUCUAGGCGACUAG
Molecule: messenger RNA, 318 nt
Organism: Triticum turgidum subsp. durum (durum wheat)
Lineage: Eukaryota; Viridiplantae; Streptophyta; Magnoliopsida; Poales; Poaceae
Source: the annotation of a GenBank genome assembly